AUGAACGUCGCGAGCGUAGGGCGGCCUCUAGGCGCCCUCAAGUCUGCGCUGCGCCAAGCGAGGUUUCAAAAGGAGGCCCGGCGAUCAUUAUCGACCACGUCAGGGACAACGCCAUCGGUACCUACUCGGACUGCUUUCAGCGCGAGACAACGACAGGAUUUGUCAAAGGUCAAGCGCUUCAAAGUGUGGCCACAGAUCCCCACGAUCCGCAAUGACUACCCAAACCCGAUGCCCGCCAUCCACCAACACCAGAUCAGCCAGCUCGACCCGACCGGCGCCCGAACACGCAUGUUCUCCAAGAAGCACCUCGACAGCGCCAAGCCAGGCGACGUGCUCAUGGUGACGACCAAGUCAGGCGAGCCCUUCUCCGGCGUGUUCAUGCAGAUCCGACGGCAGGGCGUGGACACGGCGAUCCAGCUGCGUGGGCAGUUGAUGAAGGUCAGCGUGGAGAUGUGGUUCAAGAUCUACGCACCGACGACGACAGCCAUUGACAUCAUUUGGCGUAGGCCCAAGCGGGCCAGGAGGGCCAGGUUGACGUACCUACGCAAGGCGAAGCAUGACAUGGGCAACGUCGACAACCUGGUGUUCGCGUGGAGGAAGGAGAGAUAUGCGCUGCGCUCAAAGGCGAAUCCCAAGGGGCCACAGGGGAAGAAAUAA
Messenger RNA from Emericellopsis cladophorae, 657 nucleotides. RefSeq lists its product as uncharacterized. The coding region runs from base 1 to 657 and encodes 218 amino acids. Lineage: Eukaryota; Fungi; Ascomycota; Sordariomycetes; Hypocreales; Bionectriaceae. The record is from RefSeq and is a predicted model, not a curated record. Gene Ontology annotation, cellular component: mitochondrial large ribosomal subunit; ribosome. The transcript is spliced from 2 exons. Gene Ontology annotation, biological process: translation. Gene Ontology annotation, molecular function: structural constituent of ribosome.